Messenger RNA from Dentiscutata erythropus, 185 nucleotides. NCBI's taxonomy places the organism in Eukaryota, Fungi, Glomeromycota, Glomeromycetes, Diversisporales, Gigasporaceae. The record is from the annotation of a GenBank genome assembly.
AGAAAAAAGAGAAGCAAAGGAACGUGAGGAAAGAGAAAAGCAAAGACAAUACGAGCGAGAAAAGAGACAAAAAGAACGUGAGGAACGAGAAAAACGAGAAGUAAGAGAACGUGAGGAACGAGAAAAGCAAAGACAAUAUGAGCGAGAAGAGAGACAAAAAAAAAGAGAAGAGAGACAAAAAGACC